CGGAAACAGGCUUAGGGAGCCCGUGGCGAAUUGUUAACUUGAUCUAGGUCCGGGCUUGACGCCGCUAUAUUUAAUCGCCUGGGAGCAGUUGAUCUGUUUGGAUCGAAACCCACUCAGCAAAUACUAUAACCUCACAAUGGGUGUCUCGCCGACCGAGCAAAAUGUGAAUGACGAUGUGGAGUCAAAUUCUCAACCGGAAGAAAUCGAUCGCAAAGUAGAGAAAUCUCUGUUGCGACGACUAGACAUUGUUCUACUUCCUACACUUGCUCUCCUUUACUUAACGCAUACUCUCGACCGGGCGAACCUCGGAAACGCAAAGAGUGGCACUCUCGAAGCGGAUCUCAAUCUGCACGGCAACCAGUACUCCCUCGUUCUCAUCCUUUUUUACAUCCCAUAUGCGCUUUUCAAUAUCCCCGCGACCGUGCUUUCGAAGCGACUCAAUGCAGCUGUUAUCAUUCCCAUCCUCGUCAUUGGCUGGGGCAGCUUGGCUAUGAUCACAGCAGCAGUCAAGAAUUUCGGUAGUUUAUUGGCUUGCCGAGUCAUCUUGGGCAUGAUGGAGGCGGGUUUUAUUCCUUGUGCAACCUUCUAUUGCACGCUUUUCUAUACAAGGAAGGAGCUUGGGUUGCGCCUGUCCCUUUUCCUGAUGAUGGGUUUCAUUGCUGGCGCUAUAAGUGGUUUGAUCUCGUGGAGCGUGUUCCAGUGGAACGGAAAGCUGACAGGAUGGCAAUAUCUCUUUCUGAUCGAAGGAGCAAUGGGCGUCGCAGUCGGCGCGUGGGCCUUGCUCUGGCUUCCUCGAAGUGUGCAAUCCUCGCCAUUCUUCACCGAGGAACAAAAGAAAUGCGCCGGACAGCGAAUGGCGCUCGAGAAGGAAGACUUCUCCUGGGUGGAGGGUCUACAGGCACUGAAAGACUGGAAGAUUUGGGUGUUCGCAUUCUGUGCCCUGCUAUAUGGAGUUGGCGUUGCCAGCAGCUCUAACUUCCUCCCUGUUAUGAUCAAGCGUCUCACCGACGACGCCGUACAAGCAAACCUCUACACGAUCGGUCCCAACCUGACCGCAGCCGCCAUCCAGCUAACAACAUGCUACCUCUCGGACCUUACGCAACAGCGCGCCUGGUUCUCCAUCGGCCCCAUCAUCGUGUCUAUGAUCGGCUGGAUCCUCCUCGGCUCGCUGGACCUCGUCAAGCACGUCAAGGUCGGCUACUUCCUUACAUAUCUCAUCACGUUUGGAACCUUCACGCCCUCGCUGCUCGUGCCCGCGUGGGUAGGCACAAACACGCCGUCGACAUCCACGCGUGCCGUGUCCUUAGGCCUCCUUUCAAUGUUCCAGAAUCUCGGAGGGAUUGUGUCCUCGGGGGCGUAUAGAGCGCAGGAUGCGCCGAUCUACCGACCGGCAUUGACGACCGUGUUUGCGUGCCAGGCUGUCUUUGUGGUUAUUUGCUUCCUGAUGAGGAUUCAAUAUAAGCGAAUGAAUCAGCGGUUGGAUGCUGGCAUGUCGCUGGAGGAGCGGGAGAAGAUGCGUGGGAAAGCAGCGCCGGGAUUCCGCUAUAUGUUGUAG
Molecule: messenger RNA, 1555 nt
Organism: Aspergillus steynii IBT 23096
Lineage: Eukaryota; Fungi; Ascomycota; Eurotiomycetes; Eurotiales; Aspergillaceae
Product: MFS general substrate transporter
Exons: 5
Coding region: 137-1555 (472 amino acids)
Biological process (GO): transmembrane transport
Cellular component (GO): membrane
Molecular function (GO): transmembrane transporter activity
Source: RefSeq, a predicted model, not a curated record